GGCCUGCGGGGCAUUUGCGCCGUCCUCGCGGAGACGGGCAAGCCGCGCCAGCCUGGCCAAGACGCCCCGAUCGCCGGCCUCGGCUCCGAGGCCCUCGAGCGCGCGACCGCCAUGCGCCGGCCGCGCGGAAGCGUGGAGACCCAGCAGAGGGAGCUCCCCGACGCCCGCGGGCCCGAGAUCGCGCCCUGGGCCAAGCAGCUAGCAAUCGUGCGGACCGACGCCGCG
Molecule: messenger RNA, 225 nt
Organism: Prorocentrum cordatum
Lineage: Eukaryota; Dinophyceae; Prorocentrales; Prorocentraceae
Source: the annotation of a GenBank genome assembly